Molecule: messenger RNA, 591 nt
Organism: Rhinocladiella mackenziei CBS 650.93
Lineage: Eukaryota; Fungi; Ascomycota; Eurotiomycetes; Chaetothyriales; Herpotrichiellaceae
Exons: 1
Coding region: 1-591 (196 amino acids)
Source: RefSeq, a predicted model, not a curated record
AUGGAUGAGAGUCAGUCGGAGAGAUCUCCUUCAUAUGGUCCAUCGACAUCACACGAAACAUACAGACCCCGAUCGGCAUCCCACACACCCACCGAACAAAGGCUGUCAUUAGAGGUGGGACCCCACAGCCCUCGAAGAGGACCCAGUCCUCUUGCUCUUGAGCCAGAGACCCUCAGCUACGGCUUGCCGGGAGAAGAAUCUCUUGAAGACGUCGACGACGACGACGACGACGACGAAGACGACGACAACCAACCGAGAGCCAUCUGGGAUCCCAGGAGAUCAACCAGCGACAGUCCGAAAAGCCUCGGAGAACACUCCCCUCGAGACCGCGCCAAGGGCAAGGGCAAGGGCAAAGGCAAAGAACGAGAGAUGAGCAGUUCCAGCAAUCCCCAGUCGAGAAUGGGAGGAACAGGCACACCGAGCGAUCGACGACCAGACAUAUCAAGAACAAGUUCAGCCAGUACGGCAAGCACAUCCCGUCAGGGCUCCGUCGAGGCAAGAAGCAAAAGAAGAGAUGAGCGCACGGGUAGUGGAAGCGGCAGCAGCUCUGGCCGUUCAAGAUUGGUUUCUGGUGUGUUUGUGAGAUAUUAA